AUGCGUUCUACAGAUUCGAAUGCCACUCAAACCGCACGAGUAAAAGAGCUACCAUUACAGAGUGUGAUUCAGAAUAUGCAUGGAUACGGGGUUGCAAAGUGCCGGGCUUUGCUCUUAAAGCAAAAGUUCUUCAAACUGCACGAGCGCUACGCUCACGCUGCAUCAAAGGAGAGCUACGCUGCAGCAAGGCUCCAGCGAUUGCAGGGGCAGUUAACGCAUCAGCAGGAGGAGCUCGCAGAAGCUGCAACAAAGGCGGCACAAUACGCUGAACGCAUUGCUUCGCUGAAACAUGAAAUCAAUGAGAAGAAAGCUGAUGUCGUCCGUUCCUCCUCACGACAACAUAUGUUGCAUCAGCAGCUGGCUGCGCUCAAAGCGGAAGCGCAAGAGCUUCAGGGACAGCUCGAAACACAAGUCAAACGGUCAGCCAACUCAAACGCAAGGUUUCCCUUUGAAAGAUCACUCAAAGGGUUCCCUGCCUAA
Messenger RNA from Cyclospora cayetanensis, 480 nucleotides. RefSeq lists its product as uncharacterized. NCBI's taxonomy places the organism in Eukaryota, Apicomplexa, Conoidasida, Eucoccidiorida, Eimeriidae. The record is from RefSeq and is a predicted model, not a curated record. Bases 1 to 480 code for a protein of 159 amino acids. The transcript has 3 exons.